AUGGGCCGCGCCCAGGCGGUGUCCGAGGCGUUCCAGUUUGGCCGAUGCUUGAGGGACGAGGGCCUCGAAGUGGACACGUUCUUUUGCAACAACCUCCUGCAAGCUUGUUCAUCCACAAAUCGCUGGGACUUGCCCUUGUUUGUCUUGAGCGAGAUGCUUCAGCUGGGCCCACCCUUGGACCUAGCCAGCUUGGGCCUUGUGGCCAAGGAGCUCCCUUGGCCCCGAGCGGUGCGCUUGCUGCAGCUGCUGCCGCUGGCGGCCCUGCAGCCAAAUGUGGUGCUACAGGGCGCGGUGAUCGCACAGUGUGAGAGAGCAGGGCGAUGGGAAGUGGCCCUUGACCUUUUGACCACCAUGAAAGGUCAAAAGCUGCUGCCUAAUGUGGUCAGCUGCAGUUCGGCCAUCAGCGCAUGUGAGAAAGGUGGGGAGUGGCGAGCUGCACUGGCGAUCCUAGAAGAGAUGCGUCAGGGCAUGCUGCGAGCAGAUCUCAUUGCAUUCAGCGCGUGCAUUAGUGCAUGUGGCAAAGGAGGGCAGUGGACACGCGCCAUGUGGUUGUUGUCUCAGAUGCAACGGGAACAGCUGCCACCCAAUGUGAUUGUCUACAACGCCGUGUUGAAUGCAUUGGCACAGCAGCCAGGGGGGGCUUGGGCGCAAGUCUUCGAGCUGCUGCGCCGGGUGCAGCAGCUGCGGUCGCGAGAGAGCCGCGAUGCGGAACUGGAAACCUUCAGCUGCGCCCUAAGAGCCCUGGGCCGUCAGAGGUGGCGAGAGAGCUUAGCGCUUUGGAGCCAGCUUCAGGGCAGCUGCCAGGCCGAUGCCAUCGCCUUUGGUGCUAUCCUUGCAGUUGACAUGGGAAGCUGGCAAGUGUCCCUGGCCCUCCUAGAGCAAAUGCAAGCCUCGCACUUGAGGCCGGACGCGGUGGCCUUGUGUUCGGCCAGCGGCAGUUGCUGGCACUUCGGAAGAUGCCUGGAGCUUCUCCAGCUGCUCAAGGAUUUGGACCGUGAGGCCAUGUCUGGGGACGCACCAGCGGUGAUACCCAGGCGGCCCAAAGAGCGCCGGCUUGAUAGCAGCAUCGUGAUCCCCGGGCUCGGGUCCGGUGGAAACCCGACACCGAAGAUGAACACCACGGAGGUGAUCUUUGACAACGAAACCCUGAGCUGCUCAGAUGAGAAAUGGCAGUAUGGGGAGGGGUACUUGUGGACCUUCUCGCAGAUUGCAGAAGCCUUCAUGACCUAUGGCGCCAACAAGUUCUACGAGCCGAACACUGGACCAGACAACCUGACCCAAUGUGUCGCAGCUUUGGUCAUUGCCUCCGGGGAAUGUAGUCCUAUCAUGGGUUCAGGCUGCAAUGCUUCCGCCACAGGACCCUCGGGUGUGUUCCAGUUGGACUUCUUGAGGUCAUCAAACACAGGGACGGGCAAUAUCAUUAACCCACAGAUUGCCAAGGAUGGCAACAUCAUGAACCUUUGCAUCUCUGGCUUUGGUGCCGGAUUCGUCACGGGGGCCCCCUGGUAUGAUGAAUCCAAGGAGGAAGUGGUAUUUCUUGAGGGGGAUAGCUUUGCAACUUGUAUGGGAGCGCCGGACUAUGUGAACAACUACUCCUGCCCAGAUCCCAACAGUGUGGCAGGGACGACCUACAGCAACUAUGUGGGCACCUUUUGCCACAAGAGCUAUGAUCCAUUUCCUGACUACUACCUCGAGAAGGCGAACGAUCAGUUGGCGCUCGGUGUGGACUUCAAGGGCAUUUGUGAAGCAGUCCUUGAGAGCAUGCAGUGA
Durusdinium trenchii is the source of this 1770-nucleotide messenger RNA. NCBI's taxonomy places the organism in Eukaryota, Dinophyceae, Suessiales, Symbiodiniaceae. The record is from the annotation of a GenBank genome assembly.